GGACAAACUGCCAGUGACAUUGAAGCAUUACAGCAAGCAUAUCAUCACGUUGAUCAGUCCUUGGGAGACACUGAUGAGCAGAAAUUGCACAGUUCUGCAGUGGCAGUCUCAGAAGGCUUAGGGCAAAGCAUUUCACAAAAUAAUGACAUCUACUCAAAAAACAUGUCAACUGUUGAUUCAGAUUUACCUACUGUGGAAGAAUUGAUGAAAACAAUUAAAGGACAUUCAUGUAAUAUCAGAAGUUUUGAUGUGGAACCUGAAAGUCCUGUGAAAUUGGUAGGCAGCACAGAAAAUGACCUCAUCAGCCACUCACCCUUUGAAGACCCCCAGAGUGAUACAGUUUGGGAGACAAACUUAAUUGAAAAGUUGAACAGAGAAAAAGGCAUCUUUCUACAGUCAAGUGUGAAUGAUGAUAACUUUCAGAGGGUGACUGAGAAAGAAAUUCAGACCAGUGAAGUACAGCCUGACAUACAAAGCAAAAAAGUUGUACAAGACUCUCUGCUUUCACAAGGCAGCAAAACUAAACAAGCUCUUCGGUCUUGUUCCUUGAAGAGUGAAAGAUCAGAAUCAACUAAACCAAUGUCAUACAAGAAUAUCAGAACUUCAGCACCCUUACAUAAAAAGAAACCUUCAUAUGGUCCUCAUGGGCUGGUUAGAAGUUCUGGCUAUGGGAAACCCAGUUCACUCUCAAGACAGCCUUUUCCAGUUAGUGAGAAGAAAACACCAAAAGAAACUUUCAGAAAGACCUGUAUGAAAGCCAGAAGUCCUGCAGAUAGAGCAAAAUCUAAAGAAGCCUUAUUUGCUACUAGGAUAAUAAGAUCUGCAGUGAAUGAACCAACUUUGGAGAGAAGUAUUAACAGAGUUUUGUCUGGCCAAUCAGUUGUUAAUAGUCUUGAACACCAGGCUGUGGAUUCUAAGAGGCAUGAGUUAUCAUUUUCUCCUAUCAGAGGUUGUGAUAGAGAACUAUAUUUGUUGAAACGAGUACAAACUGCAGAGGAGGACCUGAACGCAGCUCGGGAUUUGAUUCAACAACUGUCCAGCAAGGUUUCACAAAAAGAGAAAGAAAUGGAGACAAAGAUAAUAGAAUUGAAAACACAGCAUGAAAAAGAACUUUCUCAUCUGGGUCAGGAAAAUUAUGUUCUUCAGAGUAAGUUAAGAAGUAUGGAAGAGAUGGCUCAAGAAAAGAGAUGGACCCACCAUACAGCAGCAAUUCCUGUAACUCAAGAAAAACUGACACAAAUACAAAAAGAAAUUGAAGAUCAAGAGCUCAUUAUUCAAGGUUAUCAGCAGGAAAAUGAGAGGCUAUACAAACAAAUGAAAGAUCUACAAAUCCAAAACAAAAAAAAUGAGGAACAAAUGUUUAAGGAGAAUCAGUGUUUAAUGUCUGAAUUAAGAGACCUAAGAGAAAAAGUAGAGAAGACUAAUAACCAGUCACGAAUUGUGCAGGAUUCUGAUCCAGCCAGAAAUCAGAGUUUCACAGAAUUGAUUUCAGAGCUUCGAGCAGCACAGAAGGAAGAAGCUAAAUUACAAGAAGAGAUAAGACAUCUCAAGCAAGAUAAGCAAGCUCUCGAGGUAGACUUGGUACAAGCAAAGAAGGAGAGAGAUUUAGCAAAAAUCCAGAUUACAUCUGCAUCAAGUGAUAAAUCUUACGAAUUUAAAGUUAUGGAAGAAUCAUACAAACAGGAAAUUACUCAUUUAAAAAGAAGACUUCAGUGGUAUGCGGAAAAUCAAGAUCUUCUGGAUAAAGAUGCAGCCCGUCUUAAAGAUGCAAGACAAGAAAUUGAGAAACUAAGACUAGAGGUUGAGAAGCUGAGAGCUGAAGCAGGAGAUCAGUGUGUGCAACAGAAAAAACGUUUGCGAGACAGAGCAGCAGAUGCUAAAAGAAUUCAGGAUCUUGAGCGACAGAUCAGAGAAAUGGAAGGAAUUCUAAAAAGAAGGUAUCCAAAUUCUUUGCCUGCUUUGAUUUAUGCUGCUGCUGCUGCUGAGAAAACGAAUGAUCUUUCAGCUAAAACAAACACAGUUGAAUUUUUGGAGAGAAGAAUAAAGAAAUUAGAAACAGAACUUGAAGGUAAAGAUGAUGAAGCUAAGAAAAGUCUCCGUGCCAUGGAACAACAGUUUCAAAAAAUAAAGAUACAGUAUGAGCAAAGACUUGCAGAGCUUGAGCAACUACUUGCCCAUGAAUUUAUGAGUGAAACACCAAAACUGAAUGGUGAUAAAGCUGGUUCUACAGAACUUGAGCAGGAGCUUCGGAAUCUAAAGAAGACCCAUCAAAUCACUGUUAGAAACCUCCAGACAGAAAUUGAAAAUCUUAAAAGUCAAAAUUCCCAAUUAAAACUCAGAAGUAAAAAUGAUAAUAAAGAUUUAGAGCACACAGACUCUAAAAUGAAACAAGGUAACGCAAAAGACAGAUUGUUAAAACUAAAUGAGGAACUGGUCACCAAAAAUAAAGAAAUACAAGACCUUACAAAAACUGUCGAGAAACUUCAAAAAGAAAGGAUGGUGAUGUUGUCUGACAAUAAUUUGAGAAAUAUAACCAAUAAUAAGGAAAACUCUACAGAGGUCGUGAAAAAGAAUACCUCAGCAACAGAUAAAAGGAAUUCCCACUACAGUGAACCCUUUCUAAGCAUUUUCAAUGAUGACAAAAUAUACCAAGCACAUACCUUUUCUGAUUCUCAUCUCUCAGAAGUUCUGAAAGAAAAUGCGCAGCUGAAAGAGGAGCUAGAGAGAUUGUCUCUGGAAAUGAGCCAGCAGAGGGUAAAGUCUCAAGCAGCACUGGCUUAUUCUGAAAAUAACAUACGAAGAAUACAGGAGGACACAGCAGAAUACAUUGCAUCUCUGAAAGCUUCCCAUCAGAGGGAAGUGGAGAAGAUUGUUUGCCAGCAUGCAAAGGAGCACUCUACUUCUAAAGUAGCUGAACUAAGCAACAGAAUUUCAGCACAAGAGGUAUUAAUAAACCAUCUUCAAGAACAAAUCAGUGAACAACAGAGGCAUCAGGAAGCUCUUUUGGUUUCACAGAUACGAGAACAACUCCUACAAAAAGAGGUGACAAAAUUGUUGGAAGAACUGAGAGAGGCUAAGGAGAACCAGAGUCCUGAAAUGAAACAUUUCUUGUGCCUGGAAAAGAAAAUCAAGCAUAUAGAGACCAGACGUGCAGAAAGAGAGCAAGAAAUUCAAAAGGCAACCCAACUAACACAUCACGUUACUGAAGCAAGGCAAACUCAUGAGGCUGAGAAGUGGCGAAGACUGGCACAGCAGAAAAAUCAAGAACUGGAGAAAUUUCGAGUGGAAUUGGAUUCAAUAUUAGAUGUUUUACGUGAACUGCAGAAACAAGGGGUUGUUAUUCCUGCGCCUGAUUCUGUUGGAUUCAGAAUGACAGACAGCUGCUGGAAGACAUGAUUAGGUAGUAGUUGAUUAGAGAAGUAGAAUUUUAAUGUUCAAAGUUAUGUGUAGAAAAUGUUACUGAAAAUCAAUAAUGUAACACACAUAAAUUGAAUUGCAUUCUGAUUUUAUCUGUAAUCUUGCAUGUCCAAAGGUAGACGUGCAUUGAGCAAUACUCUAUUCAUUUUGUAUGUCUUAUAUUUUGUUAGUAGUAAGGUUACAUACAAUUUUUUUGUAAAUAAUAGGAAUAUUGAGGUUAUUCCAUAAAUUCAAUUACCUCUGAAAAAUACCCUUCUUCAGAUACUGUAGAACAUGCCUGAAUAUUUUUAACUUUUGUUUAUUACUUGUGUUAUCGUGAUUCCUUUGUGAACAAUUUGAGUAA
Molecule: messenger RNA, 3760 nt
Organism: Empidonax traillii (willow flycatcher)
Lineage: Eukaryota; Metazoa; Chordata; Aves; Passeriformes; Tyrannidae
Gene: CEP162
Product: centrosomal protein 162
Exons: 18
Biological process (GO): cilium assembly
Cellular component (GO): axonemal microtubule; centrosome; centriole
Source: RefSeq, a predicted model, not a curated record